Loa loa (African eye worm) is the source of this 1610-nucleotide messenger RNA. RefSeq lists its product as hypothetical. Gene Ontology annotation, molecular function: ATP binding; dephospho-CoA kinase activity. Gene Ontology annotation, biological process: coenzyme A biosynthetic process. The record is from RefSeq and is a predicted model, not a curated record. Bases 72 to 1610 code for a protein of 512 amino acids. Lineage: Eukaryota; Metazoa; Nematoda; Chromadorea; Rhabditida; Onchocercidae. The transcript is spliced from 7 exons.
UUGCAGACUUUCGCUCAAUUAUAUAAUAAGAAAAUGAUACAGGUUGAAUAAGAAAGGGUAAGAAUAUAUUGAUGUGUAAAGCAGUUCCUAACAGUUCCCCUCUAUCGGGUCAUCCAAUCUCUUUUGUUGUUACACCUCCCUCUCCCCUCCAUUCCAUUGUAUCAUUUCCUAUUUUUUCGUCUACUUCUACCGUAACUGUCUCGAGGCAAAUGGAUGAUGUCGGAUUGUUGGUUAUUGGACCAAAAUUUCUGCAAGAUAUUGGUAUCGUUCUGGCGAAUGCAUCUAAGACUGUUACGAAUAAGCUUUAUGUUCGAGUAGCUACUGAAUUGGACCUUUUCGAGGUUUUGUCGAAGGUUUAUAUAGAAGGAUCGAAAAUUUGCGAUACGUUGGAUAUUCGAGUAAUUGUUGAUGAUAGUCGAGAAAGAAUAUUUAAAACAAUCAUUAGUGAAGAUAAAACGAUUGAGUGUAAUCGAACAUUUGACAAACCAUACGGCGCCGUUGUGCUUGGCGGGACGUUUGAUCGUCUGCAUAAUGGUCAUAAGAUGCUUUUAUCAAGAGCUGUAAUGGCAGCAUCGGAACGUGUAGUAUGUGGCAUUACUUGUGGUGAUAUGAUUAAAAAAAAGGUAUUGUGGGAGCUAAUGGAACCGUUUGAAAAAAGGGCAAAAGCUGUGCAAGAAUUCGUAGAAGAUAUCAGCUGCAUUGUUCGUUGUGAAGUGCAUCCCAUCAUGGAUCCAUAUGGUCCGUCAGUCGUUGAUCCUGAUUUGAGGGCAAUUGUUGUUAGUAAUGAAACGGAAAAAGGUGGUCAUGCGGUUAACGAUAGGAGGAAAGAGAGGAAUCUUUCAACUCUUGAUUUAAUAAAAAUAAACUUAAUCGAUGGAAAGGAUGAAUUAAUGGGGGAAUAUAAGUUGAGUUCAUCUACACGACGUCGAGCAUUACUGGGAACGUUUUUAAAACCACUAAAAUUCGAGAAGUUUCCUCGACCAUUUGUUAUUGGUUUGACAGGUGGCAUCGCAUCCGGAAAAACGGACGUUGCAAAUUUCCUUUCUGAAAAUGGUUGUGAGGUGAUAAAUUGUGACAAAUUAGCUCAUGAACUUUACGAGAAAGGAACUGUUAUAGCAACCAAUAUUGCUACAACAUUCGGCGACCACAUUGUGCAAGAUGGUGUGGUUGACAGAAAAAAAUUAGGAACUAUCGUAUUUGCUGAUAAAGAAAAACUUAAAUUGUUGAAUGAUAUCAUUUGGCCUUUUCUAAAGAAUAAGGUCAAAGAAACCAUUGCGCAAAGCAAAGCGGAAUUUGUUGUUGUUGAUGCAGCAAUACUUCUGGAAGCAGGCUGGGAUACUGAUGGAAUACUGCACCAAGUAUGGAGUUGUAUAAUACCCCCAACUACUGCUAAAGAGCGCAUUGUGGAACGAGACCAUAUUACACCCGAGGAAGCAGAAAAGCGAAUCCAUUCACAAAUGAAUAAUUUGGAGCGUGUAAAACGAAGUGAUGUUGUGAUCUGUCCAUUAUGGGCAUAUGAAGAAACGAGAAGACAACUACUUCUGGCUUUGUCCGCGCUACGAUCAUUUGCUAAUCAGCGUCUUCGGAAAUAUAAUUCCGCCACUGCUUGA